GAGUCUUGCCAGUCACAUGGUUCCGGAUCAGCUGAUGGAUUCGAGGGUUGCCGGAGAGGCUGCGGUCGGCAAAAUGGAAGGGACGCUGGAGACGCAUUUGGAAGAUACUAUGAAGAAUCCUUCCAUUGCGGGAGUCCUCUGCACCGAUUCUCAGGGGCUAAAUUUGGGCUGUCGUGGCACCCUCUCAGAUGAGCAUGCAGGUGUAAUAUCUGUUUUGGCCCAGCAAGCAGCAAAAUUAACUUCUGAUCCAACAGAUAUUCCUGUUGUAUGUCUUGAAUCAGACUCUGGCAAUAUCAUGAUCCAGAAGCAUGAUGGCAUCAUAGUGGCAGUACAUAAAAUGGCAUCUUAAUCUUGCACAUUCACAGUAUUCAUUGCUCUUCAAGAAAUCACUUUUGUGGAACUGUCUUCUGCCAAUUAAUACAAAUGGGAUGUCCAAACUCAUGAAGCCAGAACCCAAUUGAAUCUGUCAACAUCCUCACUUCCCUACCUUGGUACAGGGUGUAUCUACAGAACUUCCAUCGUUUCAUCUUUUGAGUAAUGAAGCACUUUUUAUGUAUUGCUGGAGAGACAGCAACUUAACAGAUGUCCCCAAUGUUAGAGGAAUGCAAACAAAUGUUGAGGACAAGUAAUGCAUUCUAUCUUGACUAAAAAUUGUGCAUCUACUUUGAUGUAGCAGAAGAAUCUGUUAAGAAAAUCUUGUCUUCUUCCUUGGCCCAUUGAAACAAAAAGUCUAUUUCAUAUCAAGCUUGGCUCUUGGUGAUUUACAUGCCCAUUUUUAUGUAGCUUUGUUGCUAUCAAAUGCAAGAGGUUAGCCAUUGCCACCUUCUCUGAGAUACUUUUCAAUUUUUCAUCCUAGUCUAUAAGUUGGAUUUCCUAUCUCAUUCCAAAUACUGAUCACCACAAUUCACCACAACUUUCUAGAUCACUCAAGGAUGCUCAAAUAUUGCCACCUUGCAAAAAAAAAAUUGCCUCCUUGCAUAUUGAUAGAUUUUUAAAGGAAUUCGAUAAUAACAGCAAUGUGGUUUUUGCACUGCUCUUUUCUGAAGAGUAACCUAGAAAACAAAUGAGAACAACUUCUCUAACCAGUUAUUAACGAAUGUCAUGAUCUUAUUGUGGUUGAUGAGGCUAUCACAUUCUUUUAUGUGCUGGCUACUCAAAACAUACCAACAGGAUCAGUACUAAGCAUGGAUGUUUCUUGCCCUAAAUUUUAAAGUGUAAAUUUGCAUGCUUAUACUUAAAAAACAGUUCAUCAGAGUUAAGCCCUAGGGACAUAAUUCAAUUAAGGUUACUGCUAAGUAAAAUACUUAACAGCAAGAGAUUGAAAGAAAUCUGGUGCCCUUCGUUUUCUGCCAAAAAACUAAUUAUUUGGCAUUGUGAGAGUCUACUUAGCCAAAGGGAAUAUUUUAAAAAAAAUGGAAAUGGAGAUAGAAACUGGUGGCAAAGGAUUAUACAAUCAGAAACAGUAAAUACCAUGUUUCCACAACAUGCUAUUUAGAGUACUGAACUGUGAUUGACUGAAAUCUAUUUUAUUGGCUAGAUUGGCUAGAUCCUGAGCCACAAACUAGCCAACACAUCUUCAUAUAUUCAACAAAUCAGCUACCUGGUAAAUACACAUCACUGGGAUGGAUAAGAUUUGCACAGAAGAAAGGCUGGAAGUCUUAACAGAUUUACUGUUAAAGCUGCAGAAUAAAGGUUUUGCUUUCUUUAUACUCGGCAGUUCCUAAAGAAAGAAAUAUGCUACCUAGGUGGAUGACCUACAGCUCAAGGUUGAAUUUUGGAGUCCUUGUUUUUGAGUUUGGUUAUUUGCUUGCAGAUAUAUCAAUACCCUAUCCAAUACUAGGUAACAGCAUCAGAGCACCAGUGGCUCCACAGACAUCCAGAAGAGUCUGCAUUCUCUUGAAUAUGGGCAGAGCGCUGUAGAAUCCAAUAUAAACAACGUUCCUUUAGACACCUUCCCCAACUAUACAUUUGGGGGUGGAGACAAUUUCCCUUCAGUCUUCCUUCCUUCCUCCAUGUAUACAGGAGAAAGCUUACAGGGUUUUGCAUUAGAUUCUGAAAUAUUUUUAUUGUUCCCUUUUUUUCAACUCUUAAAUUGUAAUAGUAAAAUAAAAGUAAAACCAUCCAAAAUUGUGGGCAAAACAGGAAAGAUUUUUUUUUUUUAGUAUGAGACUGAUAGUUUCAAUGUUGACACAGUUGACAAUAUGGAUGACUACAGAUUUCCCCAGCUCUAUUGAAUGCUAGUCAGGGAUAUGAUUGGGACACUAGACAUUCUUCCAUAGAGAAAGAAAACAUCUGGAUGAGUAUUGUGUCCUUUGGACAUUUAGCUGAAUCUGCCUCUUCCUUGCUGCAAAGCACACAUAGGCAUUGUAGUUAAAGGGUAGUUCAUUAGCUUGCAAUUAAGUUUCUGUAAAAAGGAAAAAAAUAACACAAAACUAUGUCUACAAUCACUAACCACAGCAGUAAGCCACUGUUUACAACAGGGGUGUCAAACUCACCUUGUCACGGUGUCGUGAUGUAUCAGACUACCCCCCCCCCCUUUCGCUAAACAGCCAUCGGUGUAGCCAGUGCAUGAUGCAUCCAGUCUCCGGGCUGGGAGUUUAACAGCCUUAAUUUACAACAUAGUACUACUGUCUUGAUGUGUGCAUUCACACUAAGAAAAAAAUAUCUAACCAAAUCUUGGCUCUGCUGCAAUAUGACAUCUGCACUAUAGAAGAACAUCCUGAAUCCAAAUCACUGAGGAUUUUUAUGUAAUGAAGGAAAGUUAAAUUACUAAGUAUGUACUAGUGGUUUUGUAUCAAGCCAUUUCUAAAACUAUUUUUUGUCAGCAAGAAAAGUAAAAAUUGACAACUUCUCUAGACAUGUAAUUCCCUUAGCUGAGGAAUCCUGGGAGUUGAAAUUACCAAAUUUGAAAAACACUGGGUUAGUCUUAAUUGACUUUUGGGCUGCGGCUGAUAAUUACCAUCUCUCAGGAUACACUGUAGCUUGUGGAAAUGGUUUUUGAUUAUUCAAAUGUAAAACUGCAGAGUAUUAUUGUUUUAAAGUCUACUAAACCAUGAAAUAAAAGAAAGUGCAAUA
Molecule: messenger RNA, 3075 nt
Organism: Thamnophis elegans (Western terrestrial garter snake)
Lineage: Eukaryota; Metazoa; Chordata; Lepidosauria; Squamata; Natricidae
Gene: LAMTOR5
Product: late endosomal/lysosomal adaptor, MAPK and MTOR activator 5
Exons: 4
Coding region: 17-349 (110 amino acids)
Biological process (GO): positive regulation of TORC1 signaling; cellular response to amino acid stimulus
Cellular component (GO): Ragulator complex; cytoplasm; lysosome
Molecular function (GO): guanyl-nucleotide exchange factor activity
Source: RefSeq, a predicted model, not a curated record